This is a messenger RNA of Aphidius gifuensis, 1633 nucleotides long. Its product is annotated as lipase 3-like. NCBI's taxonomy places the organism in Eukaryota, Metazoa, Arthropoda, Insecta, Hymenoptera, Braconidae. The record is from RefSeq and is a predicted model, not a curated record. Gene Ontology annotation, molecular function: hydrolase activity, acting on ester bonds. Gene Ontology annotation, biological process: lipid metabolic process. Bases 286 to 1530 code for a protein of 414 amino acids. The transcript is spliced from 7 exons.
ACACUGCGCUCAAGUAUAUGAUAAUAUUAUUCAUAAAAACUUUCUUAAAUAUAUAAAAUACACUAUCAUCUAUCUGAAGAGUGCAUAUGAAAUUUAAAGAGAAAAAAAGAAUCAAUCAUUUUUAUUGUAUUGCAAAGAUCAUAGGUGAUUUCGGAUACUGUCAGAUUACACAUAAUCUUGAAAUAUAAAUUAUGUACUUUGAACUAAAAUAUACUCUGUACACACAAACAGUCAAUAGCGAACAAUCGUGGCGUGAUUAUUCCACUAUUUUAGAACGAAUGUGAAAUGAUCUUAAUUACUCGGAGAAAGUUUAUUCGUAAUAUUAGGCAUAUUAUUAAAAUUAUUAUUUUAUGUUGGUUGAUUAAAUUAGUUUAUCGAAUUUUUAAUAGUGACAAAAUUUUAGAUAGUAUUGAAUUAAUUGAGAGCUGGGGAUAUCCAGCAGAGCAACACAAUCUCACAACAGAUGAUGGAUAUAUUUUAAAGACUUUUCGAAUACCAUGGAGUCCGCUGAAGUUGUCGAGGAGAAAUGAACAAAAACCAGUUGUUCUUAUACUAACUGGACUUGGAUCAACGUCAGAUAUUUGGUUGAUAAAUCCCAACCGAAGUUUAGCUAAACAACUUGCUGAUGAAGGCUAUGAUGUUUGGCUUGCAAAUUUUCGUGGUACUACUUAUGGACGUGAUCAUGUUACAUUGUCACCAAAUGACAAAAAAUUUUGGGACUUUAGUUUUCAUGAAAUUGGAUACUAUGAUGUUCCACGCACAAUUGAUUAUGUUUUAAAUGCAACCAAUCAAAGUUCAUUGAUAUGUGUUGCUUUGUCAAUGGGAACGACAUUAUCAUUCGUUACUUUAUCAGAACACCCAGAAUAUAAUUCCAAGAUUAAACUGGUUAUAGAAUCAGGAGCAAUUGCUGGAUUUUUUGAUAAACAGUUUAAGGAUAUGAGACCGAUUACUGUUUUUUCAACAGUUAUAAAUUUAAUUGAUCCCACUGGAACUUUUGAGAUGUCACUUCCAAAUUUAAUUAACAGUAUAUUAUUCGAAGAAUUUUGCGUCAACUUGAAUCUUGUGGAUUACUGUUUACUUCCAUUGUAUAUUUUUUGCGGUCAAAAUGAUGAUCAACUUGAUGCUAAUAUUUAUGUUAACCUAUUAAAUUAUUUCCCUGAUGGAACAUCUGCAAAAACAUUUUUACACUAUGCACAACUCGCAAAUUAUCGAAAAUUUCAACAGUAUGAUUAUCAAAAUGAAAAAGAAAAUAUAGAUCAUUAUGGUACAUUGCAACCUCCACAAUAUAAUUUGGAAAAUAUCAAGUCACCAAUGAUAAUUUUUUAUUGUCUAAAAAAUGAUCCACUUUCAACAUUUGAAGACGUCACUGAAAUAGCUAAAAGAAUUUCGAGCAGAGUUAUUGUUGAACCAGUAUCUGACGAAGAUUUUAAUCACGUUAAUUUUGUUACUGCUCGAGACGUGAAGAAAAUUUUUAAUGACAGAGUGAUUGAAUAUCUCGAUCAAUUUGCAAAAGGAAAAAUUAUUUUUUAAAAUAUUUAUAUCUUAGUAAUCAAUGUACAUAUUAAUUGUAAAAUAAAUUAUUUAAAAAAAAUUGUUGUAAAAUAGUAGUGUUGUUUACGGAACAUUAAUAAUA